AUGAUUUAUGUAUUGCAGCAUAAAAAAUUAAGAGUCCAACGCCCGCAACAUUUAAAAUCACUCAUCCCAUCCAAAGAUCUUGUAUUUGGACGUCAAUUCACAGAUCAUAUGCUAAAUAUACAAUGGAGUGCUGAAAAUGGGUGGUCUGAUCCUCUUAUUCAACCUUAUGGUAAGAUCUCUCUUGAUCCUAGUGCUAUGGUAUUCCAUUAUUCUUUCGAGUGUUUCGAGGGCCUAAAAGCUUAUAAAGAUAAGAAUGGAAAAAUAAGAUUAUUUAGACCAGACAUGAACAUGAAGAGAUUUAAAAAAUCAGCCGCAAGGAUCUCAUUACCAGACUUUAACGGAGAAGAGUUACUUGAGUGCAUAAAAGAACUUAUUCGUCUUGAGGAACGUUGGAUUCCUGUAGAAAGAGGAUACUCGCUCUAUAUACGUCCAACCCUCAUUGGUACCCAAGAGUCUUUAGGGGUUAAUUCAACUGGACGUGCUCUUCUUUUUGUUAUUUGUUCACCGGUAGGACCAUACUAUAAGACAGGAUUUAGUGCUGUUAGAUUAUUAGCUACAACAGAAUAUGUAAGAGCUUGGCCCGGCGGCACCGGAGAUGCAAAAAUUGGUGGGAAUUAUGCACCAUGUGUAAAGCCACAAAUCGAUGCAUCAAAAAAGGGUUAUCAUCAAAAUCUGUGGUUAUUUGGUGAGAAUGAUGAACUUACCGAAGUAGGUACAAUGAAUUGCUUUGUCCUUUUGAAAAACGAACUUGGUGAAACUGAACUUGUGACACCACCUCUGGAUGGAUCUAUUCUUGCGGGUGUGACGCGUGAUUCUAUAUUAAGUCUUGCCCGUUCAUGGAAUGAAUUUAAGGUCUCCGAGCGAAAAAUUACUAUGCCGGAAGUUGUAAAAGCUGCAGAAGACGGUCGAUUGAUAGAAAUGUUCGGUUCAGGCACUGCCUGCAUUGUCAGUCCCAUCGAAGGCAUUUAUUAUAGGGGCCAAAAUUUAAAAGUGCCUUUAGAUCCAAAUGACGCCUCUAGUCAAGCCGGACCAGUCACUCGACGAUUUGCGGAUACAUUACUGGGCAUACAAUAUGGAGAAAUUCCACAUGAAUGGUCAAUUAUAUUGAAUUAG
Molecule: messenger RNA, 1113 nt
Organism: Acaulospora morrowiae
Lineage: Eukaryota; Fungi; Glomeromycota; Glomeromycetes; Diversisporales; Acaulosporaceae
Source: the annotation of a GenBank genome assembly